Cercopithifilaria johnstoni is the source of this 123-nucleotide messenger RNA. Lineage: Eukaryota; Metazoa; Nematoda; Chromadorea; Rhabditida; Onchocercidae. The record is from the annotation of a GenBank genome assembly.
GCUUGCAAUCAUUUAAGCGGACCACCAGGACGAGAUGGACGGAUAGAAGUGUGGAAGAGAGAGGAGAGCCGGGAGAUGAAGGAGCAGUUGGUGACGAAAGUCCGUCCGGAUGCCUGGAAUUGA